GGUAAGCUUUUUAACCAUCUGAAAUGAAACAACGCACAAAGCUAUAUGCUUGUAUAUCCUCUGUACAAGCCUACAUACAGCUGAAGUCUCAUCACCAUCCUCUGGAAGGGCCUAAGAACACUAUUUUAAUCUAUACUGAAAAAUCCCUUCCCUUUUCAUGUGGAUGCUUUUACGCAGCUCCCAUUGCACCCAUCUGCAGGCAGCAGUGCAGCCUUUGGGUGGUGCUACAUCAAAGUGCCUCUCCCUCCUAAUUUGUUUAAUUCAGCCUUUUUUGGCGGCAAAGAUGUUUUAAUCAUAUACAUUACAUUAUAAAAUGCAAUGAGGUAUUCCAGAGAAGUUGGAACACCUGAUUUUCCCUUUGACAGAAAUAACUUUUUAUCACAGCAACCUUCUCCUACUUGCCUAAGAUUUAUAACAAGUGGACAAAACUAUAUUUCUGCACCUUUGAUACUUCCCCCACACUGAAGUCCCUCCGUCUACUGUGCUGUGAAAGAUAAAAUAUGAGAAGAAAAAACCCAUCUCUUUAAAGAUAACACUUGGCAUCCAGCACAGUCUUAUAGCAAUAACUGGUGCUGAUGAUGAGCAGAAGUUACUGAUAGAAACUGUCUGUUUUUAACCCCCAGAGCUUUUAACUCUGUUCUCCUAAUUUGGAGAUGUGACACGAGGAGCAGCACAUGGCAUACACCCACAAGUAGAACAACUGAAGUUAAAGUACCUAUCGUUUAUUGCACCUCGGUGCUUUUAAUCCAGAAUUCCUUCUGCAUACACGAUUCUGUAUCUACUGCCAAUAGCUCCAUCCUGAGGAAACAGAAUUACCAUAGCUGGAUUCAUCUUUAUUCUUCAGAAAGUUAUAUCUUAGGAAGUAAAGACGUCAAGAAUCAAUUGAAAAUGAAGACAAUAUGAAAUUUUAACAAAGGUUUCUUUUUAAGCAGUAAAAAUACAGAACAAGUGAUGACAACUUUGCUGGAUAUUCUAGCAUACUACCCAAAUCACCAGAUAAAUAUUUCUAUUCGUGUCUGGCAGACACUCUCUCACUUUGGCUCUAACGCAGCUAUAUUCCAAAGAAGCUUAUCUUAUUUUUAAAUGAAUAUGAAUUGAUUCACAGUUCACCAAGGACCCAAAUGCCAGGCUGAGACUGCUGAGCACCGAGCAGCUCAGGAGUGUAAUGGUUGGUGACGUCCCAGGGUUGGAUCAUAGUCUUUUCUGGUCUUAAACUCAAUGACUCUAUUACUCAGUUAUCUAGCUAAUGUCCACAGAACUGAAACCUAUUUCCAUUUUAAUGAAGAAAUACGCAAAGUUAGAGAUGAUACACAUAUUUGACUGAAAAUUGGAAGGUAUCAAAAAAGAACACUCACAAUAAUAAGAAGCAGCUGCAAGUAGAAAGAUUUAAAGUAACAGCCCACACACUUAAAACAGCGUGCUAAUCAGAGCGUUUCUGUGGCAGCAGAACUUUGCAGGGUUAACUGUGCUUCUGACCAGAGAGAGGCAGCAAGAGCGAUCGCGCACAUAUGCACGCAUGCUGCCCUGCGUACAGUUAGGAUAUUGUAGGAGGAAGGGCUGUUAGCAGGAUCUGCAGAUCCUUACACAGCUACAAGAGGCAUACGUUAUAGGGCUGGAGCGCUGAAUCAAUUAAUGCUCGCUGGCUCUUUUCCAGCCAAGCCCCCACUCACUAAUUUCCCUGCUUCCAAGCGCUGGAGCUGCAUGUACUGGAAUGAGUCGGUCAGCAAACAAUGGGUAGCAGCAGACUGCAAGUUCUGCUAAUGAACAAAGAAAACUGCACUGAGACCGUGCUAAUCACAUAAGUAAAAUCAUCAAGAGAGUAGAAGAGGAAGGACGGAAGAAAAGGACAUUUUUUUUUUUAAUCUUUUUUAAAUGCAGCAAGGAUGAUUCUUUUCCUACAUUCAAGAACUGGAGAAAGUGCCUGGGUAAGGAAGACAGCUUUCCCCAAAGAGAAAUUCUUCGUUUGGUGUUAAAAGAAAUGCUAAGUGCUAAACAAACACACAACAAGAGACAUAUGUUUGAAAAAUAAGAGACACAAAUAAAUGAACAACCGGCUUUCUAGAAAACAGUGAAAAACCUUAUCUUAAAGUCCACCAGGUGAUGAAAAAGAAGAACAAAUCACAGAGGAUCUUCCUGGAUACAAGUGAACUUUACUGAAACACAAGAGAAGAAGGUAAGGCUUUCUUCACCUGAGACUUAGAGCACAUCAGGUCCUCUCAGGAACUGUUCAGCUAAGGACAGAACUCUUUUAGCAUCUGCUUAGAGGGGGAAACGUAAGUGUUAAGUCUUCAGCUGAGCUGAGAGAGGGGAGAGGAAGAGAAAAGGCUGUGCUUCAUAGAAGCUCUGCUCAGAUUACAAAAACAAAAGGAGGUUUACUCACCCCCCCUUGAAGGAAUGGGUAAAUGUAGAGGUCUCAGUUCCAUAAAUCUUUAUGGUCCCCUUGGGAUUGUCACCAGUGUUUUAUUAUCUGCAACUUCCUGACCCUCCCCUGAUAAAGUAGGGACUGUAGAGAAUAAAACAGAAACCACAUACAUCGUUUCUGAAGAUAUUUUUGGGGUGAUCCUCUCCGGAGAAAUAGGACUCUUAAUAAGAGGAAACAUGGGAACUGCUGCCUGCCUACGCACACGCUGCCGGAGAGUCGGCACUGGGGAGAGGAGGAGUUGCACACACAUCACACCAGCAUCUGUCUGCACCAGUUUGUGCUUACAAACAGCAAACCAAACCUUCGUACGCUAUAGCUAGAGGGAAACAACUGGCAUCCAAAUCUAUCUACCACUUUUUCUUUUUUCUUUUUUUCCUACAGCGGUGAAAGAUGGGAGCUAAUGAACUGCUUACUAUUCUCAGCUAUUGAAUUCUCUUGUAUAAUCUUCUAAGAGCUGAACCUCGCUAUAUGGGGACGUCAGACCUUCAGCCCUAACAGCCAGAGAUGGACACAAGACAGGACUUGAGUUUUUAAGACCUCAACACACCCAGUAAGGCACGGGAUAAAAAAAAAAUUGGAUCCAAGCUCUGACAUGGUUACUGUACCUCAAAAUAGCAGAUGACCAGUUUACCAUACUGACCAUGCUGGCCUUUCUUCAGGACCAUCCUGGAGCAGAGAGGCACACUGAACUCUUGCACCGUACGCAAUUCCUGCACAAAACACAGCUCUCGGACACAUCCUGCUGGGCACAAAGAUGCCCCAUCCUUUACAUUUCUUGAAUGGGUCUGGAGCUGCCAAUGGAUCUUUGUCACCUCUCUCGGUAACAGAACCCAAAGAGAACUACCCAAACGAUGAGCAAGGAAACAAAGUGCGCUGGGCAGCACUGCUGAUCCUGCUGGUGAUCAUCCCCACCAUCGGUGGGAACAUCCUGGUCAUCCUGGCGGUGUCUCUGGAGAAGAAGUUGCAAUAUGCCACCAACUACUUUUUAACAUCCUUGGCGGUGGCGGAUUUGCUGGUGGGACUGUUUGUGAUGCCGAUUGCCCUUCUGAUAAUACUGUUUGACAACGCCUGGCCUUUUCCAACUGCCUUGUGUCCCAUUUGGCUGUUCCUUGAUGUCCUCUUUUCCACAGCUUCCAUCAUGCACCUCUGUGCCAUCUCACUAGACCGCUAUAUUGCGAUUAAAAAGCCAAUCCAGGCCAGCCAGUACAACUCAUGGGCUACAACAAUCAUCAAAAUCAUCAUUGUUUGGCUCAUUUCAAUAGGCAUUGCUAUUCCAGUCCCUAUCAGAGGAAUUGAAGAUGGAAAUGGAAACUCUACAAAUAUUACAUGUCUUCUGACGCCUGAUCGCUUUCAUGAUUUCAUUCUGUACGGAUCAGUGGCUGCAUUCUUCAUUCCCCUUGCUAUCAUGAUAGUCACUUACUUUCUGACAAUUCAAGUGCUACGCAAGAAGGCCUACUUGAUCAACAAGCCACCUCAACGUCUCACUUGGUCAACAGUGUCCACAGUAUUUCAACGCGAUGCUACACCUGCCUGCUCUCCAGAAAAGGUGGCCAUGCUGAAUGGCUCUAGAAAAGAUAAGACUCUGACCAAUGAUAUGCCCAUCUGUAGAAUGUCUACCAUUGGGAGGAAAUCCAUGCAAACCAUAACCAAUGAACAAAGGGCAUCAAAAGUACUUGGAAUUGUAUUUUUUCUUUUCUUGUUGAUGUGGUGCCCAUUCUUCAUAACUAACAUAAGUUCAGUCCUGUGCAACUCGUGCAACAAGGAAGUUUUUCAAAAGCUCAUGGAGAUAUUUGUUUGGAUAGGAUAUGUAUCCUCAGGAGUGAACCCUCUUGUCUACACACUCUUCAACAAAACAUUUAGGGAGGCUUUCAGCAGGUAUAUCACUUGCAACUAUCGGACCACAAAGACCGGCAAGGUCCUUCGGAAGUGUUCCAGCAGAAUCUCUUUCAGAAAUUCUGUGACAGAAAAUUCCAAGCUCUUUGUUAUGCAUGGGAUGAAAAAUGGGAUUAAUCCCAUCAUGUACCAGAGCCCAAUGAGGCUGAGGAGCUCACCCAUCCAAGCAUCAUCAGCCAUUCUGCUGGAUACAUUGCUGCUCACAGAGAAUGAAGUUGAUAAAACAGAAGAACAAGUAAGCUAUGUAUAGUGGAAUGACAGCUGUGACCACAUCAUAGUGUUACCAUCUCUAUUACUCUAGGUGACUGUGCUAUAAGAAGUUAAAAAUACUAUUGUUUCAUUUAUGCAAGCAAUAUCUUAUAAAAUUUGUAAGAAUUCCUCUCCUCCAAAGUCUCCUCUACUGUAACCCCAAACUCCACAGUGGCAACUUCAUUCCAUGAUAAACAAUGACUAUAGCAAAACUGUAUCAUACAGAAAGAGGGAAAUAAAUAAAAGCUAAAUCAGUGCAAGUAUCUGACUUCAGUCCUCAUCAUCUUCAGCCUCUUGAUUUAAACCCAUGGAGUUUUUCUCUGCUUAAACAGCACACAAACACACUGAACUACUUCCUAUAGUUCUCCCCAUUGACACCAUAGACUCAAGUAUGAGCUUUUCUUGUGUGCUGGGGUAUCAGAAAUGAAAUCAUGAGCUCCAAAUACCAAAAGGCACACCAACAAACCAUAAAAUCUGUUUCCAAGAGAGUAAAAAAAAAAACAGAAAAAAACCUAAAACAUUCCAUGUGUGGAAAUCAUCCCAUUGCACUUUUUUUCUGUAGGGAUGGAGGCCAGAAUCUCAUCUUCAUUACUCUCACAUAUAAACAUGCUUGGCAUUGUCAAAUCUGUCAGAGAAAACUGCCCUUUAUUCUUUUCAUACUAAGAAAAUGAAUAUGUAACGAAAAUAGGGCCAUAACACAUCAAUAACUAAAAUAGGACAGUCAGUGCCUGAAACAUCACUUUAACUUUGCUAAUAUAUAAGCAAAGUUCCUUUUUUUGUGGCUUUUACAACUCCAAUAAAAGC
Messenger RNA from Phasianus colchicus (ring-necked pheasant), 5368 nucleotides. Lineage: Eukaryota; Metazoa; Chordata; Aves; Galliformes; Phasianidae. The record is from RefSeq and is a predicted model, not a curated record.